This is a messenger RNA of Raphanus sativus (radish), 891 nucleotides long. Its product is annotated as non-specific lipid transfer protein GPI-anchored 31. The transcript is spliced from 3 exons. Gene Ontology annotation, molecular function: lipid binding. NCBI's taxonomy places the organism in Eukaryota, Viridiplantae, Streptophyta, Magnoliopsida, Brassicales, Brassicaceae. Gene Ontology annotation, biological process: lipid transport. The coding region runs from base 121 to 663 and encodes 180 amino acids. The record is from RefSeq and is a predicted model, not a curated record.
CUUCUUCCUCCUCUUUACUCUUCAAAGUCUCCACCACACACUUCUUCUCCAUUAAAACUCCUUUCUCACAUCUCUCAUAAACACCCAAAGAGCAAAAAAGAGAGAGAGAAGAAACUCACAAUGGCCACUCCCUUCUCUACCUUGACACCUUUUCUUUUCAUACUCCUUCUCUCCAUCCCUAUCGUUCUUGGCGCUUCUCAUCACCACACUGCGGCUCCAGCUCCUGCCGUAGACUGUUCGAUGCUCAUACUCAACAUGGCUGAUUGUUUGUCUUUCGUUUCCGCUGGAGGCACGGAGGCUAAGCCGGCUAGUUCGUGCUGCAACGGGCUUAAGACGGUGCUCAAGACCGACGCAGAGUGUCUCUGUGAGGCGUUUAAAAGCAGCGCUUCUCUAGGCGUUACCUUGAACAUGACUAAAGCAACUACACUUCCCGCUGCAUGCAAGCUUCACGCUCCUUCUAUCGCUGCUUGUGGAUUGUCCGUCGCUCCUACUAUGGCUCCAGGUCUUGCUCCAGGAGGAGCUGUUGCAGCUGCUGGACCCGACUUAGUUAAUGUUCUAGCUCCAAACCCAUCUCCAGGGAACGACGGAUCUUCCUUGGUUCCGAUCUCCUUCACCACCGUACUCAGUGCUGCGUUCUUCCUAUUGUUCUUGUCUCGUGUCUGAAAAAAGCCUUAUUCACCAGCUAGAUUUGGUUGUAUGAAAUGGCUUUGGGUUUUCAUGACUUUAGUUUUGCGUGUCUUUUGAGUCUUCUGUGUUCAGACCAUGUCGGUUUCUGUUCUUAGUUUUACUCUUAAUUAUGUUUCCAUUGGUCCUUUAUAAGAGCAUCUCUGAUUACUCUUAUAUUGAUGGUUAUUAAAUUUCUAGUUUUCCUAAGCAAUUUCUUUGGUUAAA